GUUGCAUGUGCAGUCAGUAGUGUGUUCUAGGGGGCACGUGUCACGGAAUGUUCUGUGAAUGUGUUGGAUUUGGUUAGGAUUUCGAGGAUGAUUUAAUAUCGCACGGCGUAACGUCAAGGCAGAGUCGCAAGAGAUUUCGCUCGGAAAUCCGCGCAAGGCUUGUAUUGUUUUCGGGUCAACUACGCUGUCCUAAGAAUAAGCGAUUUAUCUGUGUACUCGUUGGCCUUUCUCGUAUAUCUGAUUAUACUCGAUGUUAAACUAGGCAGAAUACUGGCAACUGUAUUCUACCGCGAAGCAAUUUCUUAUUUGAAAGUAUUUCAAAGUUUCGAAAGGAAUGCGUGUGGGUAAUUUAAUAGUGCACCGCAGAUGUUUUAAGUUCAAAUAUUGGAGAACAAUUGUGAUGUGUAUGUGCUCAGUGAAUUGGUAAAUGGAACGACACGUCGGAGCCAGGCGGUUUAAGAGGUCCUCCUAAAGACGAUAUUUUGCAUCGGCGUUUGUGAUAUUGUCCAUGUGAAGUGGACGACUACUCGUCAUAAUGCAGAUGGCUGAGCAUAAACUAAUGCGUUCGUCACCUGUAGACUAUUCUUCGAUCAGAUCGAAGGAAGCUCUUAUUAGUCCAACGGAAGAUCAGUAUGAACUAUUACUGAAGCGAUUAAAAGAAAGGAUUCAAGAUGGCGGGAGCGAGACAAUCUUUGAUAUUGGUAUUGGAGAAGAUGGAUCCGAGGAUGGUUUGAAGGAAGAUGAGUACGAUGCUUCAGUUGCUACUCUUCAAUCACUCGCUACUACAUUGGAAGCUGACUGUGUGCUCUUACGCCAGAGCAAAGUGGAUCAGGGGCUCACUGGACAGUACUUAGUGAGAAGACGAUUAGACCAACAAGAUUUUCUAGAAAUCAGAGUGGCUGUAGUUGGUAACGUAGAUGCAGGGAAAUCUACUUUGUUAGGUGUAUUAACUCAUGGAGAACUUGAUAACGGUCGUGGAUUAGCUCGACAAAAAUUAUUUCGCCAUAAACAUGAGGCUGAAACAGGACGUACCAGUUCGGUGGGAAAUGACAUUCUUGGAUUUGAUAGUUUAGGAAACGUUGUUAACAAGCCUGAACAUGGAUCUUUGGAUUGGGUGAAAAUAUGUGAAAAGUCGUCGAAAGUAAUUACAUUCAUCGACCUUGCUGGACACGAGCGUUACUUGAAAACUACUGUUUUUGGAAUGACUGGUCAUGCCCCUGAUUUUGGUAUGUUAAUGGUGGGUGCAAAUGCAGGCAUUGUUGGGAUGACAAAGGAACAUCUAGGCUUAGCACUGGCAUUGUCGGUACCAGUAUUCGUAGUGGUCACCAAAAUUGACAUGUGUCCUCCGAAUGUAUUACAAGAAAAUUUAAGACUGCUAGUAAGAAUUUUGAAGUCACCUGGUUGUAGAAAAGUCCCGGUCAUGGUAAAAACAUUAGAUGAUGUGGUCAUUAGUGCCACAAACUUCGUCUCCGAAAGACUCUGCCCCAUAUUUCAAGUAUCGAAUGUCAAUGGAGAGAACUUGCAUCUCUUGAAAAUGUUUCUAAACUUACUGACUGCGCGGAUCACGAGCCAUGACGACGAACCGGCAGAGUUUCAGAUCGACGAUACAUAUUCUGUUCCGGGUGUAGGAACGGUCGUUUCUGGUACCACGUUAAAGGGUAUCAUUAAACUCAACGACACUUUACUCUUAGGACCAGAUCCGUUAGGCCACUUUACGCAGAUAUCCGUGAAAAGUAUUCACAGAAAAAGAAUGCCCGUCCGCGAAGUUCGCGGCGGCCAAACGGCAAGUUUUGCAUUAAAGAAGAUCAAGAGAUCGCAAAUUCGGAAGGGCAUGGUCAUGGUUUCGCCAUUGUUGAAUCCGCAAGCUUGUUGGGAAUUUGAAGGAGAAAUUUUAGUGCUGCAUCAUCCCACUACGAUUAGCUCACGCUAUCAAGCUAUGGUUCACUGCGGAAGCAUCAGGCAAACAGCUUCGAUCCUUUCGAUGUCACAAGACUGUCUGCGAACAGGUGACAAAGCAUUGGUGCACUUCAGAUUUAUCAAGCAUCCAGAAUUUAUAAAGCCUGGGCAAAGAAUGGUGUUUAGAGAAGGACGUACGAAAGCAGUCGGUAAUGUCCUACGACUUAUUCCACAUUCAAGCUCAAUUGGUUCGCAAAAUUCACGAGCGAAUAAACCUAACAAGGUUCAACAAGGUCGACAGCAUUGCUCGUCCACUGGUCCACUCUCACAGAUAUCCGACAUAACCGAUGGAAAUUCUACAUUCGAAGCACAGGCAGCUAAGAGAGAAAACACGCCACAGAGAGUAGCAGUAAAUUCAGCCAAUAAGAAGAGUAGAGGACGUAGAGGAGGAAGGAGUACCACCAACAGUAACGUAGUUCAACCUCUGUCGGAACAGAAUCCUCCUGCUAAUAUUUAAAAGAAAAAGGUCCUCACGAGCAAGACACCUAUAUUUUUAUUAAAAAGCUUUGCAUUCAUAUCAGAAGAUUCGAAUUGUCCGUUGAGACACAAAAUCAGUGAGCGUUAAGAACGAUUUUCGUCGGUAACUGCUUCGGAUGGUAUAUCAAAAGAAUCUUUUUUACUGACGUCGAUUAAAUUUCUUGGUGUCUCAUAUCACCUUAAAUGGCCGGUAUUGGGUCGCGAAAUAUCUCUUCAUAACGUUAAAAACCAGUAUCGAUUGCGAUAUAUUUCAUUAUAAGUGACGAAAGGGUUAAAUCUCUUUUCGUUUGAAAAGGAUGGUAUUAGGCCAAAUAUUGUGGUAAGUAAAAAUUGAAACCUUCAUUGAUUACCGAUCACUUUAUUGUAUGUGAAACCAAAGCUUGCACAACAAACUUAUAUCAUUAUACAAGCCCAGUUAUAACUCAUCCAGGACACGAAGAAUAACUUCGUGAUGGCCUGAUGUGAUUUGUAGGACACCUUACCCCCGUUAGAUGACAAUUUACGUAUACACAUGGGUAAAUAUUUGUCAGUGCUAAUUAUAAUUGAAAUAUCCAAAGGGAUAAGGUACUCUAUAACAAAGAUCUGUGAUUUAAAAACAAACCGGUAACAUUCAUUCUCAUACCAAUGUGUUGAAGUUUCAUAUGUAACAAGUAUAAUAGUACCGUGAUUGCAACAUUGGUUACUUAUCCCCAAAAACUUGCUUCGAUGGAGUAUUCAUACACAUAUCCACGAUCUAGGGGAUUUGUAAUUAUUUAAUAUAUAUGUAUAUAUUAUUUAUAUUUUUCCAAUGAGACUCCAGAAAUAGAGGAAAAACACGAAGAAAAGUAUAGUUAUGUUUACUUGCUGUACAAGUGUGCAAAGGGAUAACGACAGUAUUAAGAUAUGAAAAUAUUAAAUUCUUAUCUCUCUGUUAUGUGUCGAAGAGAUGUCAACAGUUAAAGUAGUACUGCCCUUCUACAGAAAUGAUGUCCACGCGAUAUAGUUAAUUUUAUUACUCCAUACUGAAGAUAUCAGUUCUUUGUAAUUGUGUACAGCAAUAAUGUAGUCUACUUGGAAGUUAUAAAAUUUCUUCAAUCAUUCAAUUGAUAAAAAUAAAGUGUAUUUGAAAGCAUUCA
Messenger RNA from Orussus abietinus, 3548 nucleotides. It is a transcript of the gene GTPBP1, whose product is annotated as GTP-binding protein 1. Gene Ontology annotation, biological process: translational elongation. The transcript is spliced from 11 exons. Gene Ontology annotation, molecular function: GTP binding; translation elongation factor activity; GTPase activity. NCBI's taxonomy places the organism in Eukaryota, Metazoa, Arthropoda, Insecta, Hymenoptera, Orussidae. The record is from RefSeq and is a predicted model, not a curated record. The coding region runs from base 536 to 2413 and encodes 625 amino acids.